CAUCAAAGCAUUGCAGAGAUGUACGAAAACGAGGCUAACGAUUUGAAUCGUGCCGUGCAACACUACGAACAGGCGGCAGACUAUUUCAAGGGCGAAGAGUCAACAAGUUCAGCCAACAAGUGCAUGAUUAAGGUGGCCACGUACGCAGCCCAGCUGGAAGAUUACGAUAAGGCCAUCCAAAUCUACGAACAAGUUGCCGGAUCCUGCCUGGAUAGCUCGCUACUGAAGUACAGUGCGAAGGAGUACUUCUUCCGGGCGGCUUUGUGCCAUCUUAGCGUGGAUCUUCUCAAUGCUCAACACGCGCUCGAAAAAUACGCACAACAAUACCCGGCCUUCCAGGACUCUAGAGAAUACAAAUUGGUGAAGACCCUGUGCGAACAUCUGGAGGAACAAAACGUGGACGGUUUCACAGAGGCUGUCAAGGAUUACGAUAGCAUCUCUCGGCUGGACCAGUGGUAUACAACUAUAUUGUUGAGAAUCAAGAAGCAAGCUAACGAUAAUCCCGAUCUGCGAUAAAUCAUCUUAACUCAAAGCAGAACAAUAUAUUGGAGAAAACCCCAUCUGUCUUUAUUAUUCGUUCAAUUCGCGAGAUAUUUGUUAAUGAUAUAGCAUACAGAAUAAGACACUAACCGAUUAUUCAUUGAAUGUGUGCGUGCUAAGACAACAGCAGAACAGAAACGUAGGACUGUAAUCCAUUUAAUCCUCGUUUUCAACAUUAUACUAUCAAUUAUAUAAUGAAACUAGCAAUUAAGUGAAAAGACUUUACAUGAAUUAUUAAUAUUAACAUAGAGGGUUUAUCUUUAUCAAGCAAAAUAUGUUUUGUUUUUAUUUUAUUUUUGCGGAACUAUCAUUCCGAUCAGUUGUUAUCAAAUCAAGAAAAACAAGUAUGAUGCAUUGCAAAGCAAAAAAAAACGACUCGUUCAAAUAUGGUUAAAAAAGCUUGUGACAUUUAUGUUUCUGAUUGAUAAAUUCAGCAGGCUCAGCUGAUGUAUAUCUGAAAAAUUGAAAACGUUUACCCGUUCCAUGCUACACAGUAAAUAAUUCAGCUCACUAGUCAAUCGAAAAAGCAGCACAGUUAAUCGAACUUGUCAAAUCGAGAAUACAUCGCGAUACAUAUGUUUAGUGAAAAUCGUUGUACGCAAAUAAAACCAAUCAUUGGAAAAACAAAUUCGAUUUUAGCAACAUUUGAAGUAAAAAAAAAACAAAUCUAAAAAAUAUUAAAAUCCCCUCAAUGACUUUUAACCCCACAUGCUUCUAAAGUCAAACGCAUCUUAAUCUAAAGAAAACAAAAAAUAAACAUCUUUAAAACAGACACCACAUACAACAAUAGGCAGUGAGUUCAAAACCGGAAUCGGUGAAUACAACUGAAGAAUUUACGGAAAACAAAACUACCCACUCUAUGAUAAAACAUCUAAGAAUAUCUAAUAAAAAGAUAAAAAAUCUUAUCCCUAGCUGCAAAUCACUAACGAAAAAGAGAAGGAGAAAAUUUAAACAAAAAAGGACAAAAUAUUACGGCGAUUCAAAUCUAGGACUUGUUAUCAUAGUAAAAGAUUAAAGUAAUAAAAUCACUACUACAGCAGAAGACACACCUAAUAAAUCUGAUUUGAUCGAGAAAUGGAAAUCAAUUGAAAUAAAUCGCAAAAUGUGAGAACUAAACCACACCAGAAAAUCUAAAACGUACUUAUUGGCGGCAGGAUUUUUGAAGAAACCACCCAUCUUGUUGUAGGCAGACACGAUUCGUCGGUCGCUCGUCGAUUGUUCGGGAAGCCAGAAGAGAUUGAAAAGCGACAAAAAAUAGCUCUUACAUUUGCCAGUAAACUAUCACGAACAAGGAAAACGAUUGAAAAAGAAAAGGAAACAAAAGAAAAAUGAUUAACUGACUUAAAACUUCAUGUUUUCGAAUGCGAUAAAUAAUAAAAAUAAUAUACUGUGAA
Molecule: messenger RNA, 1934 nt
Organism: Uranotaenia lowii
Lineage: Eukaryota; Metazoa; Arthropoda; Insecta; Diptera; Culicidae
Gene: alphaSnap
Product: alpha-soluble NSF attachment protein
Exons: 3
Biological process (GO): intracellular protein transport; SNARE complex disassembly
Cellular component (GO): SNARE complex; vacuolar membrane
Molecular function (GO): syntaxin binding; soluble NSF attachment protein activity
Source: RefSeq, a predicted model, not a curated record